AUGGACAUCAUGGGAAUUACGGCUAUGUCUCCAAUCUUGUGGAAGGGCCUAGGGAGGACAAUUGAAGAUCAGAAGAAAUUGGCCCUGGAGUUUGGACAGAAGAAGAGCAUGUUUGCUACGUUCAUGUGCAGUGUGAAUUCAAAAGAACUCCUUCGCUUGUGUCAAUUUAAGCUGAGUGCAAGACUUUUGUACGAGAAGAUUGAGCAUUAUGCGUUUUCUCACCCAGAGAGAUCGGAGUGGCAUUUGGCAUCAAGGGAUUUGCCGAUACUGAUGACAGCAGACAUCUUUGAGUGGCAAGAUCCAUUCUUUUCUUCCGUAGACAGAGUGUCAUUUCAGCUCCUCGAUUCCCCGGAGAUUUACUUGAGUGCUCAGGAUGCGAUUUCGUGCUAUUUUGCUCCCGACGUGUUCUUGCGUCAGGAAGACUUUACGCACCCUCCACCAAUGUCUUCUGAACUAAUCGCAAGGAAGAAAGCGAGUAAACGUUCUAUUGAACUAGAGGGAAUUUACGCCACCAGUCUUGGAGAUCUCCACUGGAAGAAGGGCUACAAAGACAGCGACGAAAGAGCUGCACUUCAGGCUGUGUUUAAUGAAAUCUUUAACGUGAAGAAGAUGCUCGCCCUUUCGACGAGGUCUGGGGGCUUGGGUCUACGGAGCGUGGCCCGGCACAGUGUUGCCGGCUACGCGGCUUCACUCUUGGCCACCGCGCCCUUGUGCAAAGACAUCGAUGGCAACUAUGAUGAGGAUCAGGGUGCCGCUUUGCACCAGGUCAACCUCGCGCUCCCACCUGCCGACCACUUCCCGGUCCCAGCCCCGCACCCUCUUCGGCAACAAGAGUUGUCACGCGCGCUGGACCGGGUCGUGAUCGCGCAGCUGGCCGCGCCUGGCCCUGGGCGCGAAGCUUACCGAGCCCAUUUCCAACUUCUGCAGCAAGAAGGGGCGGGGGCUUGGCUCCACGCUGUUCCAAACGAUGCCUUGGGCCUCCACGUGGUCACUCCCCUCUUCCGAACCAUGGUCCGCUUGCGGCUCCGCUUGCCCAUCGCCGACUCUGACAUGGCUUGCCCCUUAUGUGAUGGCACCUCGGAUAGCUUCGGGGACCAUGCCCGUGUGUGCCCCUGCGGGGGCGACAGGGUCAAGAGACACAACCAAUUGCGCAACAUCCUGGCCGGGCGUGCCCGCGCCGCUGGCUUGCAACCGGAAGUUGAGAAACCGAACUUGCUCCCUCCGCGGCCGGAGCUCCACGGGGGCACCGAAGAUGGAUCUCUGCCUCGUGGAAAUGGCUGCCGCCCGGCUGAUGUUUGGAUCGCCAACUGGAACCUCCAUGGUCCUGCCGCCUUCGAUGUGGCGGUCACUUCUGGCUUGCGGCAAGGCCACCUUGCCGCUUCCGCCGCUGAUGGCAUGGACUACGAAGUUCGGAAGUGCCGCCACUUGGAUACGUUGCAGGCCUGUGCCACUGAGGGGCUGCAAUUCAUUCCCCUUGUGGUUGAAGCUUGUGGGGGAGGCUGGGGGCCCACUGCUUUGAAGACGUGGAGGACCAGCGACUCGCGACAGCAGCUCUGUGGAACUGCAGCGCCUGCUACAGGCCCUGAGCCUUGCGUUGCACCGGGAGAAUGCCAGGGCAAUCAUGCGGCCCUCGAGCGAUUUCGCCAGUUGGGCGAUGAGACGGGCGUAGCAGACACCAUCCGAAUCAAGAUCCACGUCUUGUGCUUCAAGGACCGGCGGAAAGAAGCCAACCAAAUCGCGCGUGAGGAGCUGGCGCGGAUCCGGACGCAGAAGGAUCGAAGCGGCGAAGCAAAGAUGCUGCUCUCUCUAGCGGAAGUGAACACAGAACGUCGCGGCUACAAGAACCGUGAGGAAGCACGGGUUUGGGCCAAUGAGGCAUUGACGAUGUUCCGAAAGGAGGGCAACAAAAAGAUGGAGGCCUACACUCUCAUUUGCCUGCUGAACAUCAACAUGAAGUGGAGGGGAGACAAGAAGAUCAGUUGCCAAGAUGGUUUCGACUGCGCGGUGAAUGCCUGCAGCAUCUUCAAAGCCAUCGGUGAUAGGAGAGGCGAAGGCCUGGCCAUGCACGGUGUGGCUGUAGCACAAGUGCGCGCGGAAGUGAACGAGGUGGUGCUGCAGGGCGCAACCAGCUGGGAGGCUGCUGCAGAUGAGGCUGUCCGGCUUUUCCGCGAGAGUGGCCAAAAGAGAAUGGAAGCCUUUGAACGGGUCUGUGUGGCCCAAUGGUACAUGGGCAUCAACCCUCGGAAGGCCAUGAAGUUGGCUGAGGAUGUCAUGAAGUACGGAAUCGGCGGCUCUGAGCGCUGGGGAGCCGAGAAAGGCGCCGCUGGCGCCAAAAGCCAAAACGAGCCGCGAGGGAGGACGUGA
Molecule: messenger RNA, 2364 nt
Organism: Durusdinium trenchii
Lineage: Eukaryota; Dinophyceae; Suessiales; Symbiodiniaceae
Source: the annotation of a GenBank genome assembly